AUGAGCAAAGUUUAUGUAACCAAAAGAAUUUUUUUAAUGUUUGUUUUUAGAACAAUGGGGGAACAAUGUGGUAAAAGUUUGAACAACGAAUUUAAGGAAGAAAGAGAAAAUAAAAAACAAUGCUCCAAAUUUAAGGAAUAUUUAAAUAAUGUUUCUUAUGAACAGUUUGUUAGGUUUAUGUACCAGCCCAAGGAUCCAUCCAGUCUGGGAGUUAUUCGCUUUUUAUUUGGUCUGUUAAUGUUAAUAGACCUGCCUGAAGAACGCGGCGGCUCUGACAUCGACUUCAGAUGGGGAGAUCCCCGAGACUGUCAUUUCCCCCUAUUCCCAAUUUUGCGCCCAUUGCCAUACCCAUACAUGGCUCUACUUUACGGAAUUAUGUGGUUUGGGGCUUGUGGCAUCAUGCUGGGCUACAAAUUUCAAACUAGUGCGCUGUUAUUUGGCGUUCCUUACUGGUACUUAUUGUUACUGGAUAAAUCGUUCUGGAACAACCAUAGUUACCUUUUCGGCAUUGUUACGAUACUUCUGGUUGGGUCAUCAGCAAAUCACUACUUGUCGCUGGAUGGACUUUUCGAUGAGAGGAAAAAAAAUCGCCACGUUCCGUACUGGAACUAUUUUAUUUUAAAAUUUCAGUUCUUUAUGUUGUAUUUUUUGGCUGGUUUAAAAAAAACCGACAAGGAAUGGCUUGAGGGGUACUCGAUGACCAACUUGGGGAACCACUGGGUGUUUCUCCCGUUCACGUUAUUUCUCACCGUUGAGCAAAUCGAUUAUUUAGUAGUGCAUUGGUUUGGUUUUCUCCUCGAUCUCACAAUCGGUUUUUGGAUGCUGAUUGAAAUCACGCGACCAAUCGCGAUGAUUUUUUGUGCCUGUUUCCAUUUAAUGAACUCGCGUCUUUUCAGCAUUGGGAUGUUUCCGUACGUCUGUCUGGCCACAAUGCCGCUUUUUUGCACCGAAACGUGGCCCCGGCGCUUACAAAGCAUUUUUUUCAAGAAAGUAAACUACAGAGUGGAGCCAAGUCCCGUGUGCGUUUACACGAGACAACAAUCAGAAGACUAUCACGAUUUACAGCUUCCGCACGAAAUCAAUUGGAAACAUAAAUUAGUUGUGGGGCUUUUAUUGACCCAUUGCGGGCUCCAGUGCUUCCUGCCCUAUUCCCAUUUUAUCACUCAAGGGUACAACAACUGGACCAAGGGCCUCUAUGGCUACUCCUGGGACAUGAUGGUGCAUUCCUGGGACACCACAAUUGUGGUGGUUAAAGUGGUCGAUAAUAAUUCCGGGGGUGAGUUUUUCCUAGACCCCGCAGCGUGGACACAGAAUGAAAGAUGGAACAAACACGCGGAUAUGUGUCUACAGUACGCAGAGUGUUUGAAAAAUAAUUUGCUUCAAGACUUGCAACAUGAGAAAUCGCGUGAAGGUGUCGAAAACGAAGUCGGGCCUAAGCACAUUACUUCAGAAAACAUAUCAAUUUAUGUAGACGUUUGGUGUUCUCUGAAUGGGAGGUUUCAGCAGCGAAUGUAUGACCCGAACUAUGAUUUACUGAAGGCCAAUUGGUCGCCUUUCCGGCCGGUGGAGUGGCUGAAACCGGUCCUGGCUGAGUAUAAUGACUUCAGGGGGCAGAUGAACCAAAUCAGUCAAGAGGUGUACUCCUGGUCCAACUACAGUGAUGUUCUGUUUAUUGCAGACUUUCCUGGGAAUUUCAUCUAUUUUACUUUCCGUGGGAAGAAAAAAUAUACCUUCUGUGCAAAUUCAAAUUAAGGACCAAAGGAUGUAGGUACUAAUACCUGUUUUAGAAAUUUUUAAAGGUUAAAAUUUAACAAAAUAAUAGUUUUUUUGAACUUCUUGGGAAUAACUUGAAUUUGAUCAUUCUUUUUGUCCUGAUAGCGAUUUUCUAGAUCUGGGUUUUAUGUUAUCUAUAACAAAAUUUAUUUUUUUAAUAAAUCCUUCGUAAUUUAUUAUUUCUUAACUGUUACAGGAUGAUUAAAUUUCAGAAAAGAUAAUUUACAUAGGGAAUAAUAAAAAAUGUCUGUGUAUAAUUUAUUGUACCAUUGUUCUAUUAUGUUUUAUAAAAUUUUUAUAACUUCUCAAAUUACAACAAUUUGCAAAGUGAAAAAGAAAAACUAAAAAGUUUAAAGUGACGUAGGUCUAAGAUCUUAAAUUUUUCUAAGAUGUUAACAAUAUUUUUGUUCAACAGGUUAUUUUUUUGAAACCCAAAUUUUGUCAAUAAAUGAAUUCUACAUAUUUCAUUACAAAUUUUUAUUUUUUAUUCUUUAUCUUGCAACUGUUACCUGCCCUGACUUGACCUUUUAUAUAUUAUUUUUAUUUUCGUAUAAGACUUAACACUUCAUUUGCUUUCACCUUUCUCAAAAUCGUAUUUGUUUGUACAUGUUUCUAAAUCUAAAAAGUUACAUAGUAUCCAAGAAUGAGUGCUUUAAGGUCUUAUGAAACGAGUUUUUUAUACUAUAUUUUGUAAUGUGCUCUUUUUUUCUGGUUUAAACAAAAACUUUUACUUUAAUUAAUUUAGGGAUUUUUUGACGAUUGAAAGUGAAACUGAAAAAUUACAAUAAAAUUUUUUACAAUAUUUAUCUCGUAGUUUAGACGGAAUUGUUAUUUUUUUAAUACAUUUUCAAUCAUUUUCAUGGUUUUAAAACUCUUUUAAUCUAUUGUAAAUUGUUUCAAAGUUCAUUUUAGGUUCAAAGUAAUUUACUUUAAAUAUUCUUUCAAAAAAUGUGUUUUCAUUUAUACAAAUGUUGCAGGUUUUAUCCUUAUCUUGAGAAUGGUACCAUAUCGUACAGUUAGAUCAUUCAAUUCAAAUUUGAUCAUUCUUUGUGAUUGAUAAAUUUGUGCAAACUGAGGAAAAAAUGUCUUCUAAUUAAAUAUUGCCGAUUGAAAUAUUAUUAUUUGACUUCAUUUUUUGUAAAACGAGGCGAAAAAUUCAUCUAUAUGUCACAGGAGCAAAGUGAAUUAUAACACUUGGCUCCCUUGAUAUACAGGGUGUCCCAGCGAAUUGAAAAAGUGAAUAAUUAAAUACCUUUAAAUACCUUUAAAAUAAAAAUAUUUUUUUGGCUACAAUAUGAAGUUGUGUGUUUUUAAUGGAACAUUAACAUUAAUAUUUUGUUUUUUUAUUGGUCGAUUUUGCUUAAUUUUAUAUAUAAUUUAUUUUUUUGACGAAAACACGUUUAAAAAAAUUGUAUUGCAUAAAAACUAAGAAUUCUAGAAAAGUUAGACUUUCACCCUUUUAAAGAAGAAAGUUUAAACGUUAAGGAUAUAUUUUUUUAGUUUAUUGCUGCAAACAAGAAGAUAAAAAAAUUGAUGUGGUUUGUUGUAAGUUGAAUAACAUAAAAAUUUUAUUUAAAU
Tribolium castaneum (red flour beetle) is the source of this 3351-nucleotide messenger RNA. RefSeq names its product gamma-glutamyl carboxylase (gene GC). Gene Ontology annotation, biological process: peptidyl-glutamic acid carboxylation. Gene Ontology annotation, molecular function: vitamin binding; gamma-glutamyl carboxylase activity. The transcript is spliced from 9 exons. The record is from RefSeq and is a predicted model, not a curated record. Bases 1 to 1752 code for a protein of 583 amino acids. NCBI's taxonomy places the organism in Eukaryota, Metazoa, Arthropoda, Insecta, Coleoptera, Tenebrionidae.